Molecule: messenger RNA, 1644 nt
Organism: Tachyglossus aculeatus (Australian echidna)
Lineage: Eukaryota; Metazoa; Chordata; Mammalia; Monotremata; Tachyglossidae
Gene: KLHDC2
Product: kelch domain containing 2
Exons: 13
Coding region: 112-1428 (438 amino acids)
Molecular function (GO): protein binding
Source: RefSeq, a predicted model, not a curated record
CCCGCGGUGUCCGUCCUUCCUUCCCCCAUCAGCUGAGGGGCGGCCCGGGGCGCGCGGACCCGGGGACGAAGCGGCGGGACGCCCCCCGGCCCCCCGCGGCGCUGCGCCAAAAUGGCUGAUGGCAACGAGGAGCUGCAGGCGGCGGCGGCGGCGGCGGCGGAGGAAGACGACGACGACGACGAGGAGGAGGAGGACGACGACGAGGAGGACGAGGAGGAGGAGGAGGAGGAGGAGGAGCUGGGGCUGGCGGGUCCGGCCGAGGAGCCCCUGGAGCCCCUGGAGCCGGCCAGCCCCGCCGAGCGCAGCGGGCACGUAGCCGUCAGCGACGGGCGCCGCAUGUUCGUCUGGGGAGGCUACAAGAAUGCUCAAGUUAGAGGAUUUUAUGACUUUUAUCUGCCUCGAGAUGAAAUAUGGAUCUACAACAUGGAGACUGGAAGAUGGAAGAAAAAUAACACUGAAGGGGAUGUUCCUCCCUCCAUGUCAGGAAGCUGUGCAGUUUGUGUUGAUCGGGUGCUUUAUUUAUUUGGAGGACACCAUGCAAGAGGCAAUACAAAUAAGUUCUACAUGCUGAAUUCAAGAUCCACGGACAGAGCGCUGCAGUGGGUGAGGGUUGAAUGCCAAGGAAUUCCCCCUUCUUCAAAGGACAAACUUGGUGUCUGGGUAUAUAAAAACAAGUUAAUAUUUUUUGGAGGUUAUGGGUAUUUUCCUGAAGAUAAACAACUAGGAACAUUUGAAUUUGAUGAAACCUCUUUUUGGAACUCAGGCCUUCCAAGAGGGUGGAACGAUCACGUUCACGUUCUGGAUACAGAAACAUUUACCUGGAGCCAACCUAUAACUACUGGUAAAUCUCCUUCCCCUCGAGCUGCUCACGCCUGUGCUACUGUAGGAAAUAAAGGCUAUGUGUUUGGAGGCAGAUACCGUGACUCAAGAAUGAAUGACCUUCAUUAUCUUGAUCUGGACACAUGGGAAUGGAAUGAAUUAAUUCCCCAAGGCAUUUGUCCAGUUGGUCGAUCUUGGCAUUCCCUAACACCUGUUUCUUCAGAUCAUCUCUUUCUCUUUGGAGGGUUUACCACUGAUAAGCAACCACUAAGUGAUGCCUGGAUUUAUUGCAUCAGUAAGAAUGAGUGGAUACGGUUCGAGCACAACUAUACUGAAAAACCAAGGUUAUGGCACACAGCUUGUGCAAGCGAAGAGGGAGAAGUGAUUGUCUUUGGUGGGUGUGCCAACAACUUGCUUGCCCAUCACAAAGCAGCUCAUAGUAAUGAAAUUCUGGUCUUCUCACUACAGCCCAAAUCUCUCGUAAGGCUCUGCCUCGAAGCAGUGAUUUGCUUUAAGGAGCUACUAGCCAGCUCAUGGCAUUGCCUCCCCAAACACUUGCUGCACAGUGUAAAUCAGAGGUUCGGUAGCAACAAUACAUCCGGAUCUUAAGAUCUCCCGUCAGCCACUCCUCCCUCCCGGCAGCCUUGCAUGGGCAAGCGGUUCUAGAAGAUGUAACGAUUUCACGUGGUGUGGCAGGUGUGUAGGUCAUUUUUGUAUAAUUUAUCUGCAUUGUAGUGUGUGCUUCCUGACUUUAAUUUGCAUGUGAAUGGCCUAGAGAACCUAUUUUUGUGUAAGACGGUUUGCAAUAAAUGUAUUUCAUGCACA